Messenger RNA from Didymodactylos carnosus, 2607 nucleotides. NCBI's taxonomy places the organism in Eukaryota, Metazoa, Rotifera, Eurotatoria, Philodinida, Philodinidae. The record is from the annotation of a GenBank genome assembly.
AUGGCGUUAAAAAUAGCUGGUUCCCCCAGCACCACAUUCGAUCAUUCACCGUUCAAUAGAAAUGAAGGUCUUUACGAUAUACAACCUGUGUGGCUUGACGCAAAUAUUGAGAAGAAUGAUGAAUGUUUAGAAAUCGUUCAUGUUUUACUUUCCUGCAUUAGUUAUAUGAAAACAUUUAAUGAUGUUGAUGUAUUUACAGAAUAUAUUGAGUCGGUAGGUAAGGCGGAGCAAAUCUUUUGUAUUCUAUCUGGAGAAUUUGCCGAAAAUAUUAUUUCACAAAUUCAUAAUCAAACACAAAUUAUAUUUAUUUAUAUAUUCUGGAUGAAUGCAUCCACAUAUAAAGAAUUAAAUAUUUGUAAUCCAAAAGUACGAGGAAUAUUUACUGAUAAAUGUAAGGUUCUUGAAAAAUUAAUACAAGACAUAAAGUUCUGUUCUCAGAUUUCAUUCUCAACAUAUAGACACAAAAAUAAUAAUAGUAAUAUCAAACUUCUAACAAUUCCAUCAUUGAAUACAGAAGAUAUAAAAUUUUUAUCACAUGUGUUUGUUACUAAGCUUUUAUUGAAAUUACCAUAUCCAAACGGUGAAGAUAAAUCUGAAUUAAUAAAUGAAUGUCGAAUACAUUAUAAUAACGAUUUUAUAGAACUUGAACGAAUUGAUGAAUUCGAGAAGACAUAUUGUCAAAGAGAGGCAAUUAAAUGGUAUACAAGGGAUUGUUUUGUUUUUCGAUUGAUUAAUAAAGCGUUGAGAACACUAAAUUUGGAUAUGAUUUAUAAAUUUCGAUUUUUAAUUAAUGAUAUUCAUUGUCUAUUACAAAAUGCAUACACAUUAAGAGCUCGACAUAAUCUAGACAGAACGUAUCAAACGACAACCGUUUAUCGUGGUCAGUAUUUAACAAAUGAAGAAUUAAAAAGAUUACAAAUUCAUAAGGGUUCAUUUAUAGUAUUUAGUAGUUUUCUUUCGGCAUCAACAUCAAGCAGCGUUGCCUUAUCAUUUGCUGUAAAAGAUUGUAACACAUUUUUGGAAUCUGUAUUAUUUGAAAUAAAAAUUGAAUAUACAGGUUUAUUAAAUAUGCCGCAUUUGAAAGUAGAAAAAUUUAGCCAAUUUAAAAGCGAAAAUGAAAUGUUAUUUUCACUUGGAACUAUUUUUCAAAUUGAAUCUGUUAACGAACAUUCAGACACUUUAUGGGUUGUUCAGCUUAGAUUAAGCAACGAUCAAACGUUGAAUAUUCCACAAAAAUUGAAAGAUAUUUUUCAAAAAUCGAAUUCACAUGAACAUCUUGAAAGGUUUAUUCUAACAGAUCAAGUAUUUAAAGCCGACGAACAAGAUUUUAUUAAAAAAUGUUUUACAGAAGAAUUUACAAGUAAUACUAGUGCAAAAGCUAGUUUGUAUAUAAGUGUUGGACGUUUAUAUGGUAAAAUUGAAAACUAUGAAAUGGAAUUAAUACAUUAUGAUAAAGCAGUUAACAGCUUACCUACUAAUCAUUCUUUUCGAUCACUAAUAUAUCAUAGUAUUGCCACAAUUAACUUUGAACAUUCGGACUUUGACGCAGUAUUGGAAAAUUGUCAGAAAAUGAUUAACGCUAUGACUUCUAAUACGAAAAAUUUGGCUGGUUUAAUAUGUCAGAAUUUUGCUAAUAUUUAUGAAACUAUAUUUGGUGGUAACGAGCAACCAAUAGUAAUAAAAGUUUGCAUUGAGGUUAUGAAUCUUUUAUUAAAAUCUUUCCCUGAUUAUUUUCCAAAAUUUGUUCCAUACUACGCCAUACUCGCUUACAUUUCUGUGAUAAAUAAUGAUUCUUCCAUGGCAAAUGAUUACUUUAACAAAGCUGUUAACGAUAAAAAGUAUUAUUAUUAUUUAUCAGCAGUAUUCUACAAAACAUUAGCUGAUUUAUAUUAUAUAAAAAAUAAACAUUCUGAGGCCUUCAAAAAUUACGAAAACGCACUUGACCAAUAUAGAAAGGCUUACGAGCGCAGUUCAGAAUGUUAUUUCAUUGAUCAGUCAUUUAAUAUAUCUUUAUUCUCUAAACUAAGAGACUAUAAUGAACGAGCUGGAAAGUAUGCAAAAGCGUUAGAAUAUUUAGAGAUAAUGAUUCGAAUAGAGAAUGAUUUGGUUGUUGAUUUUGUCUACCAUGGCCGAUAUCAAUAUUUAGAAAAAUUUCUCAUAAAUUCCAGCGGUUAUAAAUCUCAAAAUGAUAGAAAUUACAUUAAAGGACUAGCUGAAAAUCAAAUCGAACUACAUCGAAGCAUUAUUAACUAUUUCUUAUGCUUCGCUUUAUAUCAGCGUAAGCACAAAAACUAUAUACAAGAAUUAGACUGUUAUGAAAAAUGUAUAAAAAAAUUACCUAUGGGACAUAAACUAGUUCCGUUAUUUUAUCAUUGUAUUGGAAGUAUUCAUUACAACCUUAGAGAUUAUGAAACUGCAAUCGAAAAUUUGAAGAGAGGAAUUUAUUUUGGCAUCAACAAGAUUAAUUAUCCAUCAGUUGCUUUAUCGUACGAAAAAUUAGCAGAAAUCUAUGACCAAGAAAACCAGUUUACGCCCUCACAUCUUGAGCCAGGUUCAUUAGUAUUAGAGAAUUACAGAAAAGCUAUUGAAAUACGUUUCGAUACUUAA